AUGCAUCAUCCUGAUGAAUUAUAUAAAUUGAAACUCAAAGAUAUUAAAUUUGAAGAUAAACUAUGCUGGUUGCAUAUAAGUUCUUUCAAGACUGACCAAUCUGCUAAUAGAAAUUUUAUUUCUAUAGAGUAUACAGAUAGUUGCUACUGUUCAAUUAAAUUAUUGAGAAGUUAUCUGUUAAUAAGACUCAAAACCACUAAGGAUGAACCUCUUUUUCUGUUGAGACAGGAAAAACAAUUAACAGUAAAGACUGUUGGAACUAUUGUCAAGAGAAUAGCUAGAAAUACAGGAGCUCAAGGUAGAUUUACAACUUAUAGCAUUAGAAUUGGUGGUGCAACAGCUGCAAUGAAAGCAGGUUUAUCUUUAACACAAAUACGUACUAUAGGAGGUUGGGACAGCAAGGCAGUAAUGUUGUAUUUAAGGUCUGUUGGAACAACUGAACUAAAGAUUUCUAGGAGGAUGGGAUUUGCGAAUUAG
Molecule: messenger RNA, 477 nt
Organism: Cetraspora pellucida
Lineage: Eukaryota; Fungi; Glomeromycota; Glomeromycetes; Diversisporales; Gigasporaceae
Source: the annotation of a GenBank genome assembly